Molecule: messenger RNA, 4928 nt
Organism: Mya arenaria
Lineage: Eukaryota; Metazoa; Mollusca; Bivalvia; Myida; Myidae
Product: cytochrome b5 reductase 4-like
Exons: 17
Coding region: 931-2586 (551 amino acids)
Molecular function (GO): heme binding; oxidoreductase activity
Source: RefSeq, a predicted model, not a curated record
AGAAAUCCUAUCCUAUCAUACAGUUACAUAAUAUUCCUAUUAAAUGUCUGUGUGCUAUCAUUCCAAUGGAAAUGAAUCCUUAAGUGAAUAUACAUUUGUAACAGGAAAUAUCACAACUGAGAAUAUGGUUAUAACUAAAGACCGAUCAAUGUGGGAAUCAAUAUAUAAAAGCUAUUGUUUAUCAUUGCUUUGCUAAACCAUUAAAUCUGCAUUAGUUGGGCGCUGCUGCAUGGCUGCCAAUUAAUUGUUUAGUAAGAAUUGCUGAUUAAAUUCACUCACUUAUUAAACUUGAAAUAUUAAUGACGAAAUGGAGCUUUGGCAAUUGUUUUCUUUUGAAACUCUCUAAAUGAUGAACUCAGAAUCCAUGCUGAAAUCCCAUUGGCAGGGACAUGAACGUUAGCACUAAAGGUACAUUGGAAACACGGACUGCGUAGUCAUUGUGAUGUUAUCAGAUUUAUUUCUUAUUCUCUCCGAGUUAAGAAAUUGGCCUCUCUACUGGCAUAAAGUGAAGACAUCGCUCUCUUUAUAGAAAAGUUCUGAAUAAGGAAACCGAAGUGAAUUGCUGAGUCUCUUGGAAUUGAUCCGAAUAUUUAAUAAGGAAGUAAUGUAGUUGUAACUAUCAGAGUGGAAAGGAAUCAGGAAUUUAAGCGUUACCUUCCAUGUAAAAUGUGAAAUCUGCUUGGAAUACAGAAAUGGAUAUUUGUGCUACCGGUUUUUCUGAACAGUUUCUUGCUACAAUGUAAAUGUUUCGGGGAAUGUUUCGUUUUAUUUCUGUGAGCAUUAAGAGAACUUUUUUGAGCGAUGUUUGUUUGUGGCAGCAUAAGUGUUUGGAUAUCUGAGAAUAUUGAUCGCAAAGAUAGGAUGACUGUGAUGAUCUAAAAGGAUAUUACUUUCCAGUUUUAGACACAAGUGUAUCUGCCCAGCGUUCUGAUGGGAUGUGCAAGUUCCAGUCCAAAGAAGUGGACACCAUCCGAGCAGCCAAAUCUUACAAACCUCGAUAUGGGGGAAAACUUCUUGAACCCUGUGGGGGCCUCUUUCCCCUCUCUAGGGUCCCCGCAGAGGAUAUCUGUCUCCUCCCAGGGAGGUAGAAACAAGGUACAGUUGAAGCCUGGCCACUCCCUGAUGGACUGGAUCCGGCUUGGCCGGAGUGGUAAAGACCUGACUGGAGUUGGUGGGCGCCGACUAGAUGUAACCCCAGAAGAGCUGGGUAAACACAACACAGAGAAGGACUGUUGGCUUGCCCUCAGAGGGAAGGUUUACAAUGUGACCUCGUACCUGGAGUUUCACCCUGGGGGAGUGGACGAGCUGAUGAGGGGGGCAGGCAAGGAUGCAACAGCAUUGUUUGAUGAGAUCCACAAAUGGGUGAAUGCAGAGUCCAUGUUGGAGAAAUGUCUGGUGGGAAGGUACAAAGUAGAAAAUCAGAUGUUGAAAAAUACCCUGCUCAGGAAAGGCUCAAAAACAUCAGAGAAUCUUCCAAAUGGUGGCUUUUUAGCUCCGGCAACUCCGCCAUUACAAACCCCUAGGUUUGACUGGUACCAGAGUGGUCAGACUGUGUCCGUGAUCGUGUACACCAAGUGUCCGGAGAUCAGCCAGGAUGAUAUCAUAGUGGACAUACAGGGCCGGACUCUCCUCGCUUCCAUGCAUAUAAAACAAUCAGUCUAUACUGCGCAUAUAGAACUAGAAAAAGAGGUUUCCUUGGAUUGUAAAAUGAACAUAUCUGGAGACAGUGGGAAGGUGGAGCUGGUUUUUGAGAAAACCCUGCAUGAUGUCCAGUGGUCCAGCAUUGGCAAACACCUCAAUCAUCACAACACCUAUGUCUCCUACAACCACUUUAACCCGGCGUACCGAGACUGUACAUUAGAGGCUGUGAAGUCAAUCACCCAUGACACACGACUGUACACCAUGUGUCUUCCCCCGGGGACCAGGAUGACUGUACCCGUAGGGCACCAUGUACAUCUAAAACACGAUGUGGAGGGUGUGGAAGUUGUGCGGAGCUACACAGUGGUACUGCCCUCAUUACAGCCUGGCUGUCAGGACCUACGGUUGGAACAGGGACAGGCUCUCUACCUCAUGGUCAAGGUCUACCCACAGGGGGUGCUCACGCCCUGGCUCGGGACUCUCAAGCCAGGUGAGCGAAUACCCAUAAGCAGUCAUCAAGGGACAUUCAAGUCAUCGCAACUCCAAGAGUGUUCCCAUCUCGUCAUGUUUGCGGCUGGGACUGGCUUCACCCCCAUGGUGCGGCUUAUAUAUCACACCCUUGUGGAAAAUACACAGUCCAAAUGUUGUGUGAAGUUGUUGUUUUUCAACAAGAAAGAGGAAGACAUUUUAUGGAAUGACCAGCUGUGUGCCUUAGCUGAAUGCAAUGACAGGUUUACUUUCACAAACUGUCUUUCGGAGGCUGAUGAUAGCUGGACAGGCCUGCGUGGUCGAAUAACAAAAAAGAUGGUUGAACAAUAUCUCCCUCCCCUCUCCGACAACGACCACCCCCUCAUCUGUGUCUGCGGACCUACACCCUUCACCAACACUGUGAUAACAUUUGCACAAGAACUCGGCCACAAGGAACAUACACAUGCUUUCCAGGGAUAACAGCUGGCUAAAUUACAGAUUUUACUCUUAAUUAGAAAGUGUAGACAUUCAUGUCUUAGCAUUUAGUGCCAACUAUUUUGAUUUAUCUGUUUUUGCAAACAUAGAAAGCCAAAAUAUUUUGUGAUCACCUUGGCUUCAUUGUUGUUGGAUUGCAAAAACUUUGGCCAUAACUCGGAAGCUGUUCAAGUUAUUUCAAUGAAAUUAGCCGCACAUGUUGCCAGAGACAGUAUGUACAUGUGCAACAAGGCACAUAACUCUGGCUUACCGGUUUAUACUUCUUGAGUUAUGCCUUUUUAUCAACUGAAAAAUAAGAGAUGAGUGUUAGCAAUGGCAGGGUGGUGUCCUUGUGAUGAUGUAACUGGUCAUAGCACUGUAUGUGAUUGGAAAGAUAUAAGAGAACAUACUUUAGUACUUAAAGUUAAUAAUCAAUUUCUAAAUGCAAGUUGUUUAUAAGAGUAUCUCUUUGUUAGUUUCUUACUAGUCAAUACCAGUUGAUUUCUGAAUUUGAUGUGGUUUUCAAAUUGUUCUGGAAUUGCGUACACAUUAAUUGUAUGUUUUUAUUCUAUCAUGUUUAGAUAGUUAAAUCAGAAGUGGAUCUUAAAGUAAAUGUGGCAUAAGCAAACAAAAUGAGGUCAUAGUUUCUAAUUGUAACAGGAAAAAGAAACGUGUUUCCCAUCGUGUGUGAUGUGUGUUAUAUAUCUAUUUAUUUUUUAAAAAGAAAUUGCCCCCCCCCCCAAAAAAAAAAAAAAAUCAUUCAAAAUUUUUCAACAAGACCUAGGUCUGAUUAUCUAUCGCCUUGUCUUUCAUUACUUUUUUUUUUCAAAGAUAUUUUAAAAGGUAUCAUUGUAUGUUUGAGUUUACCUGUAUUACAAAGAAAAAGGCUCUAUUUCGCAAAUCACAUUUUGAAAUUUUGUUGAAAGAUGUCAUAAAUAAUAAAUAAAAAUGUUAUCAAUAAUUUUACCAGGAUGACAUAAUUUGGCAGUAAAAUAUAUAUUACAGUUAUUGAAUGAAUUCAUAUACAUAUUAAUUAGAAUGAAUUAAUUGGGACAUUCAUAAACAAAGAUUUGGUAGCAUUUUUGAAGUGUUAAACAUUGUAUAGUUUUUUAUGAAAAUAUUGUCAAUACUUGUCAAUAUGAGGAUAUAAGAAUGGAAUCCAGGUGAUGAUGAUUGAACAUUACGAUUCAUGGAGACAAUUGUAAGCGAACAACAUGGCAGCUAUGCAUUGGAAUGCUUAAACAAUACAUGUAACAUGCAAAGCAAUAAUUUAGUCAAAAGUGCAUUUCUGUGAAAUACUUUUACUAACUAGUUGUUUCUUGUAUGAAAAUGGGCAUUAGGAUGUUGAAACUAAUUAAGCAUUGUUUAUUUCAAGAAGUAAAACAUGUGCUAAAAUAUGUUUUAUUAUUUUAUUGUCUUUUAUCUAAGAGGCAUUUCUUGUAUAUUGCAUAAUUUUUCGUAUUUUAUGAGUGCACCUCUCGUGUUAGUUCAAUCCAAGUGUAUCAUAUACUGAGAUAUCGCAUUUCAUUUUACUUUUAUUUCAUGAUUUUUAUGAAUCUGUCUUAAGUGUAAAAAAAUUCAAACAAUAAAAUCCAAACAUAUUCAAAGUCCCAGAAAAGUCUGAUAAAUGUUUUUUCUCCCACCUCAGAUAAGUAGAUCCAUUAAUUUAACCGUGCUAAAAAUUCUUAUCUUGCCCACGGGCGAAGGUAAAAUGCCCGUAUGGAACUUCUUUUAAUGGUCACCACAUUGUAAUUACCUCCCUUGUUGAAGACUGUCGUCUGUAGGGCAUCAUGGAAAUCUUGUCUUGUGGCAAUAUUUAGAACACUAGUUAAUAUUUUCUCGCUUCAAAUGUCUCCAGAAAACAGUUUUCACGCACCUUUCAAGAAAUAAUGCUUCACUCUUCUUAGAACUAUUUAAAGACCGAUCAGACCAUUUACAUACUCUGAAUCACUGCGCAAAUAUCCAUGACAACCACGAAUUAUCGCAUAUGUGUACGCAAUUUUUUUCACUAAGCACGAAAGAGUUUCAGCAAAAAAAUACAUUUUUACUUAUUUUUGUUUAACUGAGGUGGGAGAAAAAGCAUCUACCAUAGCCGCUCGUGAAAGAUAGGUUCAUCCUGACCCUCGCGUAGGGUAUUUUGCGGAAACUCGGUAAACCUAGUUUCAGCAAAACACCCUACGAUCGGGUCGGAAUGAACCUAUCUUACACUCUUGGCCAUGGAAGAUACUUAUAAUGACCUUUGUUUUAAUUUCAAAUAAUUCCCAUCAGUGUAUUUAUUGUUCUAGUUUGUUUGAUAUUUUAGCAUGAAUGUAUGAAAUAAUUUCGUAAUAAAACGAUUUGGACAACUG